GGUCCCCCUGCUGGCCAUGUUUGUAACUACUUUAAUACUCAGUGAACCUGACAGGCGGUAGGACCCAGAGGAGAUGUACAGGACAGGACAGCGCUGCCCGGUAAACAUGGCGGACCAUAACAAGAGCGACGCCGAGGGGUUCUUCGGUGAAGUGUUAAGCCCGUCUGAGCUGUUUGCAGCCCGGUCCAGGAGUCACAAGAUCCCGGUCCGAGGUCAGAAGGACUUCUUCCCCAAUGAGUCAGACGAGCAAAGACAGCGACUGGAGCAGAGUCUCAACGAACACUGGAGCCUCAUAUCCGAGGAGAGAGUGGAGAGAUUAGGAAACCUGGUGAAGGCCACAUGGCUUCCAAGUGAGCAGAUAGUGGAGCUUCAGUCUCCUGCAGGGAAGUUCUGGCAGACGAUGGGCUUUUCUGCCAGCGGCAAGCAGCAUCUCCUCCCUGAAGAGGCUCUGUACCUGAUGGAGUGUGGGAACCUGCAGGUGUUCUACCAGAAGCUGCCGCUGUCCAUCCAGGACGGCUACGAGAAGUUUCUGUCCUCGAGCACAGUGAGCCUCCAGCAGUAUCAGGUGUUCGCACAUCUGAAGAGGCUCGGCUACGUGGUGCACAGAUUCGAUCCCAGUUUGGAGCCGUCGUCCUACGCGAGGCAGCUGAACCUGCUGCAGUCACGUGACCGGGCGGUGAAACAGCUGAAGAGGAAGCGCAGCGCCAGUCCCACGGCAGCAUCCAGUCAUACAGAAGUACAAGAAACACCCACAGCUGACAGAAUGGAGGAAGAUGAAUGUGGCCCUGAACGUGGUGAGGACAAAAAACCUCCUGAAUCUUCCCUGACGGCGUCUGCAGGGACUGCCGCUGCAGCUUCCUCGGAUGAAGGCGGGGGCAGGACCUGGUGGAUGACGGACGAUCUCGGGGAGCGAUCGGAUCACCAGCCCGCCUCUGGUCGCUCACGCUGGCACUUCGGCUCCAUCCCUUUCCCUGACCUGGGCUCCAGGGGGAGCUCCUCCAGCUGCCUGGUCCCUCCAGACCCCUCUCUGCUCCCUGGGUCUGUCGCUGUGGGAGUCUGUGACAUCGCCCCCUGGAGGCGGAGGAUAAACCAGCGGGAGGUGAAGAUGUCCUCAAAGGAUCGGAGGAGGGAGGAGGACAAGCGAAGGCGCCGGUGGGACAUCAACAGAGACAGAGAGGUUCGGCGCUGCAGAAACUGGGCGGAGUAUCGGGAGCUCCUGGCGAGGCGGGAGGGGAGACGUAAAGGCCGACCAGCUCACCUGUGGAACAGAGAGGUCACUCCUCUCCAUGACCCCAGACAACCAAUCCCCACUAAGGAGCUGCUGGAUAAACUGAGUGUGAUUAAAUCGACACAUCUGCUGGAGGACGCAUCCAGUAUAAAAGCUUCAGACGAGUGGAGGAUUUGUUUCAAUGUUUACCAGCCGGAUACGGUGGCCGACUUCAAGAAGAGCAACCCGGGGAAACCUUACUCCCGCAUGUGUGUGUGCAGUUUCGACGGUCCCGUCCCCGACCUGCGAGCCAUCAAGCUCCUGACCUCCCAGAGUGGAGACGUCCCGGUGGUGUUGGCGGUGGUCGACCACGGAGACAUCUCCUUCUACACCUUUAAAGACUUCCACCUGCCCACUGACGUGUUCCCCUGAGACCUCGCUGCUCUUCAACAACACCGCAGGACUUUUAUAUCAGCCUGCAUCUGUUGGGUCGAUCGGACAAGAGACAUAAAAACACGUCUUUUUUUCUUAAACGAUGUGAAGACGAUCCUGCAAAAUGCUUGUUUGUGUUUUCGUGCCAAAAGUUUGAAUCCUCAGGUCGUUUCUGUGGGAAAGGUGGAGGCUUGUGCCAAAAUCUGGUAGUUUUUUAAUUCUUUUUUAUUGGUUUUCAUGAUUUGUUUGACCUUUUGAAAGUGUUUUGAGACACAACAGGUCAUUUUACAGCAUCAGCACUGCAGUGAGGAGGAAAAUAUUAAAAUUAAAGUGAAGGUCUCCUUGUUCUUGAGUUACACACACUUGUCUUCCUACUUUUUUAGGCGAUAAAACUUGUCUGAAUGAACUGUGUCUUCUUGUGCAGCUCUGAUUGAUGUUCUGUUCUCUAUCUGAGAGGCUGUAAUCAAAUGAAUGCUUCACUUUGCACGUUAGUUUUGCUCUUUGAGAAAUGUGGUUCAUCAUGCAAACUAUAAAUGCAACUCAUCAGGAACAGUAUAACCUAAAAACUAACAUCCAGUCAUCCUCUCCUCCCUCCACGCUGAUGGAAAGUCAGAUGGAGUUUCUUAGUCCACAAAACAUUUCUGGAGCUUCGCAGUAAAACGGAGUUGCAGCAUAAAAUGCAUGGAAGCAUAAAACGGCUCCACGCAGCUCGCCCAGUGUAAAUCUCCAGAGUUGAUUUGAAAAGACGUCGUUUACACCCUCGACUCGUGGUCGAGCUCCUGCACCGACUUCCAAGAAUCCAGAAAUUGUCAUUGUUGUUGCAAGAUUGGACAUUUUCCAACAUGUAAAUGAUGUUUUUUCAAAUCACUUUGGGAUCUUGUGGGCUUCUGGAGACUUUGAUUACAGCAGACGAACUGUGUGGAGCCUUUUGAUGUUGUCUUUUAGUUGUUUUUCUGUUUUAUAUCAAGUCUCCAGCUCCUUCAGUUGUUUAGCGAUGUGAUGCUGCAUCACUGUUUUGCUCUGAAGCUCCAGAAAUGUUUUGUGAGCUACUGAGAUGAUGUCUGGACAUUUUUGCAUGAACUGUUCCUUUAAACAGAUUUAUCUUAAGGUUGACUUACAAACUUUUUCUUGGACUUUCAUCCUCGUCGGCCACUUUGCAGAUGGAGAUCGAGUUAAUAAGUGGAUCUUGAGUUGAGAGUAAGAGUGAAAAUAUGACAUUCACAGUGAGACUCUUCGGUCCAGUCAUUACUGGUGCUGGAGUUCUUGUUUCUUGUGUGAGAUGUUACUAAUGUGCAGGUUCUUUUUCUACAUUUUCUAAUUAAUAAAACCUUGAAUCAUUUCUA
This is a messenger RNA of Acanthopagrus latus (yellowfin seabream), 2982 nucleotides long. It is a transcript of the gene tsen54, whose product is annotated as TSEN54 tRNA splicing endonuclease subunit. Gene Ontology annotation, biological process: tRNA-type intron splice site recognition and cleavage. The coding region runs from base 74 to 1639 and encodes 521 amino acids. The transcript has 12 exons. The record is from RefSeq and is a predicted model, not a curated record. NCBI's taxonomy places the organism in Eukaryota, Metazoa, Chordata, Actinopteri, Spariformes, Sparidae. Gene Ontology annotation, cellular component: tRNA-intron endonuclease complex.